ACUGAUAUUUCCGAGUUUCAUACAGUACCAAGCGAGGCUCUCGAUUUUAUCGAAUUCGUUAAUAGUGCACCCUCUCCAUUCCAUGCGGUCGAAGAAUCUCGUUUACGUUUAAUUGAUGCGGGUUUUGAAGAGAUUAGGGAACGCGAUAGUUGGAUUGGAAAAUUGAAACAAAAUGGCAAAUAUUUUUUUACCAGAAAUAGAAGUACCAUUUUAGCUUUUUCCGUUGGUGGUAAAUAUAUUCCUGGGAAUGGAUUUUCAAUGAUUGGAGCACACACAGAUUCUCCUUGCUUGAAGGUUAAACCUGUAUCCAAGAAAUCAUCCGCGGGAUAUUUACAAGUUGGAGUGGAAACUUACGGAGGAGGGCUUUGGCACACUUGGUUCGAUCGUGAUCUAGGUAUCGCUGGGCGCGUAAUGGUUGAAACCGAAGGAAAUAAGAUUGAACAUAAAUUAGUUCGAGUUAGAAGGCCUAUCCUUCGAGUUCCUACUUUGGCAAUUCACCUUGAUCGUAAUGUUAAUGAAGGAUUUAAGUUUAAUAAAGAAACACAUUUGACACCUUUAAUUGCAACCGCUACAAAAGAGUUGGAAGGGACAAAUGAUGAUAAAACAUUAAAACAUCAUCCUACGUUAUUGAAUGUUCUUGUCAAUGAGCUUGGAGUCAAGACCGUUGAGCAGAUUCGUGACUUUGAAUUAUGUCUUUAUGAUACACAUCCAUCAACUGUUGGAGGGGCAUACAACGAGUUUAUCUACUCUGCUCGCCUUGAUAAUUUGAUGAUGUCAUAUACUGCAUUGAUC
Acaulospora morrowiae is the source of this 792-nucleotide messenger RNA. The record is from the annotation of a GenBank genome assembly. NCBI's taxonomy places the organism in Eukaryota, Fungi, Glomeromycota, Glomeromycetes, Diversisporales, Acaulosporaceae.